Neoarthrinium moseri is the source of this 1884-nucleotide messenger RNA. RefSeq lists its product as uncharacterized. NCBI's taxonomy places the organism in Eukaryota, Fungi, Ascomycota, Sordariomycetes, Amphisphaeriales, Apiosporaceae. Gene Ontology annotation, cellular component: fungal-type vacuole. The coding region runs from base 1 to 1884 and encodes 627 amino acids. The record is from RefSeq and is a predicted model, not a curated record. Gene Ontology annotation, biological process: proteolysis. Gene Ontology annotation, molecular function: serine-type carboxypeptidase activity. The transcript is spliced from 7 exons.
AUGCUUACCACUGGACUGUUGGCUUGCAGCCUCAUCGGGCUGGUCGCAGGCCAAUUCCCACCAGAGCCAAAGGGCGUAACAAUACUUAAAUCCAAAUUUCAUGAGAACGUGACAAUCUCAUACAAAGAGCCCGGCAUCUGUGAGACUACGCCUGGCGUACGGUCCUACUCAGGUUAUGUCCACCUACCACCAGGCAUCCUCGAUGAUGGCAGUGGAGAGGUUCAAGACUACCCGAUUAAUACUUUCUUCUGGUUUUUCGAAGCCAGGAAAGAUCCUCUGAAUGCUCCGCUCUCAAUCUGGCUUAAUGGAGGUCCUGGUGGUUCAUCCAUCAUGGGCCUGCUGGAAGAGAACGGCCCUUGCCUGGUAGGGCCAGAUUCCAAGACCACCUAUCUCAACCCGUGGAGUUGGAACAACGAAGUGAACAUGCUGUACCUUGACCAGCCAACUCAAGUUGGGUUUUCAUACGAUAUUCCCACAAACGGAACAAUGACUCUUCACGAGGAAGGGGAGGAUAAGUACUUCGCAAUGAUUCCUGAGAACUUCACCGAGGUUCCAGAGGCCAAUUUUACAAGCUAUCCCGGCACGUUUUCAAGCCAGGACACAGCCAAAACAGCAAAUACGACAGCAUUUGCCGCACAUGCCCUUUGGCACUUUGCUCAGAACUGGUUCUUUGAGUUUCCGCACUACAAGCCGAACGAUGACCGUAUCAGUCUUUGGACUGAGAGCUACGGUGGACAUUACGGUCCUGGCUUCUUCCAAUUCUUCCAGCAGCAGAACGACAGGAUCUCCAGUGGGAACUCCACCGAGGAAGGCGCACAGUAUAUCCACCUCGAUACUCUAGGGAUCGUUAAUGGGGCGUUAGAUCUUGUCAUUGCUGGAGAAGCAUGGAUCAGCUUUCCUUACAAUAAUACCUAUGGGAAACAAGUUUUCAACGAAUCGCUUUACAAUGAGUUGAUGCAUGAGUGGACCCGCGAAGGUGGCUGCAAAGAGAGAACAGUAGCCUGCCAGGGAGCGUUGAAGUACCGUGAUUCGCCAAACACCGGAAGCCAAGGUAGUAACUGGACAGAAGUAUGUAAGAGCAUGUAUGAGGAUUGUGUUUUCCCUGCUGUCAAGUUCUAUAACGAGCUCGACGGAGGCUGGUUUGACAUCGGCCACCAGUCGGCAGAUCCUUUCCCGCCUCCUUACAUGUACGGGUAUCUCAUGCAGGAGUCCGUAUUAGAAGCACUCGGUGUUCCAGUUAACUACAGCUCAAGCUCACAUGCCGUUGCCGAGAACUUCGAAAGGACAUUCGACAUGGUGCAUGGUGGCUUCCUUGAGGCUGCAGGAUAUCUCCUUGAUAGCGGCAUCAAGGUGCACAUGAUGUACGGAGACCGAGACUAUGCGUGCAAUUGGGUAGGCGGAGAGGCAAGCAGCUUGGCAAUUCCGUACAGCCACGCGGCCGAGUUCGCUGAUGCUGGCUACUCGCCGCUCAUAACCAAGGGCGGUUUUGACGGCUUGACCAGACAGUACGGAAACUUCAGUUUUACGCGGGUGUUCCAGGCAGGCCACGAAGUACCGAGCUACCAGCCAGAAGCCGCGUACGAGAUCUUCAUGCGGGCAACCUUCAAUCGCGAUAUCCCGACGGGUCUGCUACCCGUCACGGACGACUUCGCGACGAUUGGACCAAAGACGGUGUGGCAUGUCAAGAACACCCCGCCGGAGAAGCCUGAGCCGAGAUGCCACGUGCUGAAGCCUGAAAGCUGUGUGCCUGAGGUCUUGGAGAAAGUCAAGGCUGGGAAGGUCGUCGUCAAGGACUGGUUCGUUGUGGAUUUAAUCGAGGAUAAGGACGCUGACGCAGCAGCCGGGAAGGACUGGCAGGACCAGCAAGUUUUCGGCGAGCUGUGA